Messenger RNA from Opisthorchis viverrini, 675 nucleotides. RefSeq lists its product as hypothetical. The transcript has 4 exons. NCBI's taxonomy places the organism in Eukaryota, Metazoa, Platyhelminthes, Trematoda, Opisthorchiida, Opisthorchiidae. Bases 1 to 675 code for a protein of 224 amino acids. The record is from RefSeq and is a predicted model, not a curated record.
AUGAGCGAUCUGUGCGCUGGUGAAUCUGAUCAGCAUGACACACGUGAAAGCGUUGAACAAUACCUCAAGCGGAGUGGGCUAGCCAACGCAGUGGACACAGCUGGUGGUGGAGGUGGUGGUGGCAUGCCUGGAGGUGGGGCCAUAAAGCUUGGCAUUGCCAAACCGGGUGGUGGUGGCAUUCCAGGUGGGAACAUAGACGGUGGCAAAGGUGGUGGGGGUGCAUUCGACAUCAUCAGCAAACCCGGUGGUGGUGGUGGUGGAGGGGGAUUGGCAUUGCCCGGGUGGUGGUGGCAUUCCAAGUCUGCAGGCAUCAAACCCAAAGAACCAGGGGGUGGAGGUGGAGCAGCGGGAACUUUAGGAGGCAACUGCAUACCUCGUUCCUCAGCCAGCAUACGAGCACCAACUUCGUCGGGUGUAGUGGGCACUGGAAAAUUCCCCGCCUCAUUUGCAGUGGACACAGCUGGUGGUGGAGGUGGUGGUGGCAUGCCUGGAGGUGGGGCCAUAAAGCUUGGCAUUGCCAAACCGGGUGGUGGUGGCAUUCCAGGUGGGAACAUAGACGGUGGCAAAGGUGGUGGGGGUGCAUUCGACAUCAUCAGCAAACCCGGUGGUGGUGGUGGUGGAGGGGGAGGGGGAGGAUUGGUCUUUACAAUAUUGCUGACUGGUUGCGGAGGUUGA